Molecule: messenger RNA, 17256 nt
Organism: Brassica rapa (field mustard)
Lineage: Eukaryota; Viridiplantae; Streptophyta; Magnoliopsida; Brassicales; Brassicaceae
Product: transcription factor MYB87
Source: RefSeq, a predicted model, not a curated record
UAAGCUUUUAUCGUAUCAAAAUUAUAUACUUUUAGAUAUUUUGCCAUAUUUUCUUAUAUACGUGGUUUGAAAAACAAAAAUUAUUUCAACCGAGAAUAUUUAGACAAAACAUGCAUUACAUCACACUUAUAGCUGUAAUGUGAAUUGCAUAAUUUAUUUUCAAUCCUAAAAAGUGUAAUUUAAAAAAUAUAUAUAUGAAAUUUGAGUGACAUCUAAUAAUGUUAGUUUUCCUAACUAUAUAUUGAACUAGGUGUUUUGUGCAGGCAUAAUUAUUUUAAAAAUAUUUAUAAAUAGAUGCAUUAUCAAAUCAGAAAUCAUUAAAAGAAGUUAAUAUUCAUGUCUUAAAAUAUUCUAUAAUAAUUAAAAAUAAAUCUGUAUACAUAACAGAGUUUUUCAUCACAAGAUAAAUAUUUUUAUUAUGUAAAAUAAAUUUGAAAACACUCAUGCGUUUAAAUAUUUAAUAAAUUAAAUAUCAAAUUUGACAAAGUUUUUCAUUCUAAGAAAUUAUUAAUUAUAUACAAUUUAUAUAGGGAUUUAGCUUUCUUUUUAAAAAAAAAAUUAUGAUGUAAAAUAUUUUUUUGGAUAACACAAUAUAAACAAUUUUUAGAUAAUUAUAAUUAUAAAAUUACUGAAAUUUGUUUUAAAUUUAUGGUUAACUAUAUUGACAAGGCUUUAUGUUUCUUUUAAUUUUUUAAAAAGAAUUAUGAAGUAAAAUAUUUUUUUAGAUAAACAUAAUAUAAACUGUUUUUAGAUAACGAUGAUCAUGUAUUAACAAAUAUAAUUAUUCAGUAAGAGUAUCAUUGACUUUAGACGCUCUAACUUUCAACGUGAGAGCUCGAUUGCAAAAUAUCACUUCGCAAAUAAUAGUACAAAUUAUUUAUUUGACUACGUAUAUUCUUAUAAUAUAUACCACCAAGACAUCUGAUUUAUUUUAUUAUUUAAUAUUUAAUAUUGUAAUUUCUAUAAAAUAUUACUUUAUAUUUUCAGUUGGAUAUAAUAAGUCACCUGCAUUUUAAAAUGUAUAUACAUCACCAUGGCAUGCAAAACCUUGCUUACAAAUUGAAAUUUACUAAAUGUUUAAUUAAAUUGUGGGUUUACAAGGAGUGGAAAAAUAUUACUCCCUCUGUUCCUACAAGAUCUAUAUUCUAAUUUUUUUACAUAUUUUAAUAAAACACAUUAAAUUUGUAUAAUAUUUUGUGUUUAUUUUCUUUCCACAAUUUUAAGCCAAUAAAAUAUCAAUUAGUGCAAUUAAGAUUUUUGAAAUUUGAAAUUAGUUAAUAAAACAUGCAUUGAAAAUGUAAAAAAUGAAUCUUUUAAAAACAAAAUUUUUCUCUAGAAUAUGUAUUUUUAAAGAACGGAGGGAGUACUAUUGUGGAAGGUAUUGAACGUAGCAAAGCAGUCUGGAUUCAUCCAAAUGAUUGAAAAAAAUCAAAAAUAUUUGAUAAACCUUAAAGUUAGUUCUGAAGCAGACUAAAAGUUGUUAAAAAAAAUGUUUUGACAGAAUAUUACCAUAUCAAACAUAACAAAUAAAAAUAUUAAUUGCGGUUUAUCUUAUAAAGCAGGAGAAAACAUUAGAAACAAUUUAAACAUGUAAUUUACUAGUUUUUUACCUAACUUUUAUGUUUGCCGACAAAUUUUUUUUUUUUAAUGUUUUUAAUCUUGUAAAAUAUCUUGGAGCUGAAAUGCUAAUUUUACUCGAAACUCCUGCUUAUUUCAUCCUUCUUUUUUAUUUAUUCACAAGUCAUUAGAUGUUUAUUAGGUAUAAGGUUGAACCGGAUUUUAAUUAUUAUUUAAAAUUUUUAUAUAAGAAAUAUUUGUUAGCUCCACGAUACUAUUUCUGAGUCUAAAAAUUUUGAAGAGCGCAAUACUUACUCCAUGAGUCAACUGGCGUGUGACACUUUUGAAAUCAAUUUGGACUCUUUAUCGAACUUAUCUAAGUUUGUGUCUCUAUCUUUUUAUUGCUUUGCACUUGUGUUUUUAAAAAAGAUUGUACAUCAUAUAUUUGAUGUUGUCCUUAUCCAUGUAAUGAUUUAAAAUAUGAAUGAAGAAUGUGUUACAAGAAAAAAUAUAAGAAAUAUUUGUUAAUAUAUAUAUAUAUAUAUAUAUUUGUUUGCGAAACAAAGUUAGUAUAAAACAUUAUACAUGGGGUGGAGAUGCAUGAAAAACAUAGUAUAUGAGAGAGACGGGGAGACUUCUUAACUAAGAGACCACAUGAAUUGUCUCCCACUCCAUGCUUUGCUUGAACAAGGCAGAUAUGGGUAACAUGUCAGCUUGCCUACCAAUCUCCAACCUCCUCAGUCCUCAUACUACACAUUGGCCCUUUAUUUUCUUAUAAUUUCUUUUAUUAUUUAUUUUGCUUAGAAUUUAGAUUCCGAUCUCCACUUUCUCAUUUUAGGUUCGGUUCUCUUGAUCUGGCCAGAUGUGUUGGGUGCUUAAUUAUCCACUGUGAUUUCUACUUGCUUUUAUUUUCACUGUAUAUUUUGUCGAUUACCUACGUAAUUCAAUAAUUUCAUACCUCGUCAUUUAUAGUUCAAGACGCCUCGUCAGUUCAUAGAUGAAUGAAUAAGUAGAAAAUGGAUGUAAUUAAGGGAAAUAAUUGGAAAUAAAAAUGAAUACGGUUCGCCAAACAGAAUUAAUAAAGUGUUGAAGGACUUAACUAAGAAAGGCGACGUGGAACGUUUCAUUGGCGUUGGUGUGUCCGUGAAUAAAUACUUAUCUAUCUCAAUAUUAAUUGUAAAAAGUAUUAAUCUUAUAAAUAAAUUUUUUUAUCUAAAAUGCUAUUGAUAAAUAGAUGAUAUUAAUGAAAACAUAAAUGCAUUUCAAUCAGUUUCUUAAUAUGUCUGAAAAACAUCUAAAUAAUAUUUUUUAUAAAAUAGAUGAAAUAUUAUAGGUUUGGUUUUCAUAAUCGGUCCGACUAAUCUCUUGAGAACAUCUUCAACUCUAUUUUAUUUUCCUUUCUAAAAUAGAGUCUAGAACAAAAGUAUUUCAAUAUUAUUUUAUUUUACUUUAUAAUAAAGUAAAAAUGGGCAACUUUGUAAAUCAAAUAAUUUUUUUAUUUUUUGUUUAUUUUUUAUUUUUUCUUUUAAAAUAUAAUACAAUUAAAAUAUAUCUAAAUUUUAUUAUAAAAUUAUUAUAUUCUAAAAAAUAUAGUCAACCAUUAAAGAUGGCAAGGAAAAUGUUUGGCAAACUCAUUAACACGUCCGCAGCUACAUGACAUUAUUUAACGAGAAAUUAGUCUUAGUAUGAUACCACAUGCUGUUAUUUAAGACUCGGGUGUCAACAGUGGAAAAAAUCAUGACAUGAUUUAAAGAUCCAAUAUUUAUUUUCUCAACAGAGACGAGACAAAAUAUCUAAAAUUUCCAAAGUAAGGACGACGAACUAGUAAUUGAAUUGGCCGAUAAUCUAAUCUAGUGGCAAUCUCCCGAUAAGACUAUUCAUCUUAUUUUUCUAAAUUUAAAAUGUUAUCCCACUUUGUUUUUCUAGAACAUAUCAAAAUAAUCGUACAUUAUACGACAAAAGAUAAAACAUGAAAAAGAUCAGAUUCAAAAACCAGAUUUAUCAAUUUUUAUUUUAUUAGUAUGAAAGGUAAAGUUGAUGAAUAAGCUGUGUGAUAUAUAAAUGCAAAAGAAUCGUUCAAUCUUACAUUUUAAAUAUUUAGGAAUAUAUUUAACCUUUAACCACCGUUAGUGGCCGAGUGGUAACGACCGUCCUGCAAAGUCCAUCAUUCAAGGGGGACACAUGUAUGAAUAUCGGCCAUAUCGAAUGUCACAGCGUGGCCACAUAGUGUUUUAAGCUACUUAAAAGUAUUAGCGUAGGCUGAUUCUGAACCUGGGAUAAUUAUGGGCCUUCCAACCUUGAACAUCCUGGUUAAAAAAAAAUUUAAUCUUAUAACGACUUGUUUUAUUUUUUCAUCCAGAUUAACUUUCUAUAUAUGUUAUAGUAUGGUUAACAUAUUUAAUAAAUCUUUAAUGAAUAAACUAUUUAUAUAUAAUGAAAUGACUUUAAACUAUGAUUUAAAUAACUUAGGUGAAAAGCCAAUUGGCCCCUUUAGGAGUAUAAAUUUUUGUGAAACAAAUGAGGUGUUUUCGACCAAAUUAUUAAUUUUUUAAGCUUUUUAAUAUCCUACUUAAUAUUUUUAAAUAGAAUACCAAAUAAUAUAAAUGACGAAUUUUUGAUCAACACAACAUAUAUUUAUAAAUUUCUUAUAUAGAUAAACAUUUAUAGGUUAUCUGGAUGUGCAACACCAUGAAAGAAAUAUUAGUGUAUAUGUAUAUGUAUGUACCUUCAUUUUAAAUGAAGAACUUUUGGCAUUGUGUAGGAAAAUACAUGAUUUUAAUCAAAAUUUGGUAGGAAAAUAUUUAGAUUUGACUUCUGAAAAGGUGGCGGAAAUUAAACCAAUAAGAAGAAUGUGGAAAAGAAGGGGAGAAUAAAGACAAAAGUGUAAAAGAUGUCAUAUUAUAAGAAAAGUAAUGGUACAUACAAAAAAUUAUAUAAUAACGGUGUGACCCCAAUUUUUAAUACCUUUCGGAUGGGGUUUAGAUGAUUGGAAGAUUAUUUUUAAAAUAUGUUUGGACUUUGGACUAAUCAACCCUCAACGAGAAAAGCAAAACAAACCUCAGCCACAACUACAACAUAAACCAACAAAAAUGCAUGAUAUACGUUUGUUGAUCAAAAAAUGUAUAAUAAGAAAAUUGGAACAAAAGUGGGAAAUAUUAGGAGAGAAAAUAGAUAAAAGGAGAGAAGUUAAAGUGGUGGUUCUCAUGUCAUCAACACUUGGGCACCAUCUAUCUAUCAUGCGAUCCCUCGCAGACUUAUCCACACGACAUGAGAGAUAAAAAGAGAUACCAACCAAUUACGAAACUCGCAAACAGUAUAAUUGUAUGUCAAGUUCGACACGUGUCAGUUUCAGACAUGUAGGUCCCUUCAAUGAUUUGGUAUGAUAGAGUAUCUAAUUCCGAUUCAGCGCCCACAUUAAGGCGUUUAAAUAUUUUCUUCAACUAAUUUGUUAAAGGUGAGAGUAAAACAUCUGUAAAAGGAGGAUCAGUUUUGUAAUCGGUUUAUACCGAAUUUAUUUGGUUUAUACGUAAAAGAUUUGAUGCUACUUUUCCCUUUUUAUUUUACUUUUAUAUUUGAUUUGGGUUUGGUUCAAUUGGUUUACUUCUGUUUUGAAGUUUGUAACUACAUGAAAAAUAGAUAUUUCAAGACAGUUUGUCUGGUCCGGGUUAAUUGAGAAAAACGAUUAAUGUAUAAAUAAGAUAAGAUACAAUCUUCAUAAUUUUAUUUUAAAAUUUAAUUAUCUAAUUUUAUAAUGAUAGGGACCUAAUAUUUAAAAUUCGAUAAUAAUUGAGAAAAAUGUACUUUUGCGUUAUGUGUAAAAUGAAAUAUUUAAACUAAGAAAUAACUAUUUGUUAAAGGAACACAUGGCCAAUAUACAAAAGAAAAAAAUCAACGACAGACAUAUAACAAAUAUCGAAAAUAACGUAUAACUUUGUUUAAAAGCGUGGAAAACAUGUCCUAAGUUUCGGAGUUGGUUAAUCAGAUAGAAUACGUAGUGGAAAUUUAUUAUUAUGCAGUUUUUUUUUGAGAAAGGAGUUUAUUUUUAGUUUCUGGACAAUAAUUUUGUAUAGUAAAGGAAGAACUCAGCUGGAUGAAUGAUAGAAGCAUUGUCUGGUCCUUUUUUUGUCACCUUCCCGGCUCUACGGCCAACCAGACAUGUUGCUUUUCAUGUCUUUAUUUCGUUAUCUUUCAAUUUAUUUAUUUUUCCUUUUUAUAACUAUGCAUCAGUCACAUUAAGGAUGAUGCUUCUUUAUUUGUUAUAAUCCCAUUUCAAAUAUCCACUCAGUUUUGGGUAACAAUAAUGACACAAAAGAUCUAUCCAUCUUAAGUUUAGAUUGUAACAAAGCCACCAAAAUUGACGGUGUAGUUUUAUCUACGUUAAUCAGAAUAUAUACUUUGAAUUAAAUGCAAAAGUAUUGGCACUCAGGAUUUGAUUUUCUGUUUUCAAUGAUUUUUUUUUGCCGAAUGUCAAAAGGAAUAUUAUGAUGUUAUCGUACAUAUUAUACAUAUAUAGAAGAUUAUUGUCGGACGAAACUUAUUCUAACUAUAUAUCAUGUCUUAAGCGUGUGCUUAUUAAAGGCUAUCAUAGUUUGCACGCUUAAUGAACUUUAUAAACAUACAAACCCCUCCUCUUUAUCAAGGCUACUGGAGUGUUGUUUUUUGGUUUUAUCUAUUUUGAUUAGCUACAUUGAUCCUCCUCCCAUUCUUUGAUGGUGCUAUGUUUUUUCAAAACUCUAUAAUGACAAAAAAAAAAAAAACAUACAAACCCCUCUUCUUUUUUGUUAACAAAGAGCAUCUACGAACAGAUUUUUUUUUUUCGGUUUUGUGAAGAAUUAUCAACUAUUAGCAUUCAAACAAAAAAUUUCCAACUAUUCCUAUGUUCUAAAGUUCAAAAGCUUGUAGCGAAUAUUACCCUCAAAUGUAAACGCGCGCGAAUAGUUGAACCAUAUUGGAGAAUAGAGAAAGGGAAUGAUUGUUUAUUUAAAUGAAUAAUCGCAAUAAUUCAUAGGAUCAUAAAACUGCAUGAUUAUUAGGAAUAUAAGUAAAUAUUCUGUCAAUCACGUCGAGAUCUUGACUUUGUAAAGAGACGAAUCAUUGAGCCUUUGACAGCACUAGUCUACUCUAGGAAUAUAUAUCAUUUACUAUUAUGAAAUACUAAUAUAUAUAUAUAUAUAUAUAUAAGAGAAUACCUAAAGAAUUUGCGUGCAUAAUUAAUAUAGAGCUUCUCGGCUUUUCGUUAAAAUUCUGUGCUAAAAAUGAUUUAAGUAAUAAAAUAACUCAAAUAAUUAUGAUAAUGCACAAAUGUUUCAUAUUUCUUCCCUGUAUUGAUAUUUUACACUACACUGAUUAUAAAAAUAUAUAAUAUUCCUCACUACUAAAAGUUAUGUCAAAUCAAUUAAGCAUAUACGAGUUUGAAAUUGUUGGGGUGUAAUAUACAUAUACAUUUAGGGAAAAUAGUGAGUCACUGUAGUGGAUUAGUGACGAUGGACUCUCGUGUCUAUAAAAAGACUUGUGAAUACAAGCAGCAAUGAUGCAAGCUUUGUCUACCAUAUAUAUUGAUAUAGUUUUACACGUAUGUGUGUAUAUCAGUAUAUGUGUCUGUGGUUGUGAAAAGCAAGUUAAAAAGAGAAGAAAGUGAAACGAUGACCUUUCUUCUCGCUUUUGAUUCGGCCUAAUAAAGUCGGUGCGUCUCUCCGUGUCUUCGUCCUUCGAAAUAGUCUAUUAUCAUCAUUGUUAGGUAUCAACAUUUUCUUUUGUCAAGUCUUGUAAUAUACUACUAGUUUAGGUCACCUUGUAUAUGAUUAAACGAUCUUUUUCGACUCCUUAUGAAACUGACGUUUUAAACGAACCCCCUUAUACUUAUUAUAUUGUUUACAUGGUGAAUAAAAUUAUUUCUUAAAAUAUAUUUGAGUGAUUUACUUACCUAGACAAAUAAAUUUCACCUUCAUCGUUUUUGAUAACUUUAAUAUGCUAAAAGGGCUUUUAUCAUUUGGAGUCAUUUUGAUAUGAUUUGUUAAACAGAUACUCAUACACGUCGUGUUAUUUUAAACUUUUUCCUGUUUGAUACUCAUACACGUCGUGUUAUUUUAAACUUUUUCCUGUUUGAUACGUGGUUACAAUUAGGUAAGUUUGUACGUAUGUUGGUUGUGUAAUAAGUAAAAUAAUAUAUUAUAUGGACUGGUAUUAUGGAUCCCACGUAACAGCAGGAGAAAGAUGAAAAUGAAAAAGUUUCCAUUUCGUAAGAAACACAGUGCAAUUUUGUUAUUUUUCGCAACCAAAAGAUCUUGAAAGAUAUCUGGGUCCUCACUCCUGAUGGUGAUUUUCACAUUGAUUGUCUUUUGAUAAUUGGUACACAUCUUCUUCUACAUUAGCCGUCACUAUCGGUUAUUAUUAUUAGUAUUAUCAUUUUACUUGAUCUCUUGCCUUUGCCUACAACUUUAGGUCUUUGCUUUAGUUUUACUUUGAAAAAGGCCGCAUUAUGAAGCCGAACUAUAUAAACAUAGCCCAAAUGUAAUAUAAAUUAAAUUUGAACCCAUUAGAGAAUUUGGACAUUAGGUGGCAAAAAGUUUCGGAAGUAAAAUUUUGGUCCACAAUUAAUAAAAUCAAAAAGGCUCCCGUUCAAACCAUAAUAGCUCACAAUCUUUCAAGCUGUUGGAAUUAGGCCUCUUACUGUAUAAUUUAAAACCCAUAUAUAUGACCCAGAUUCUAUUGAGCCUUCACAGUUCACAUAUUCGAAAUUGCAAGUGAUAGUUCCAAUAUAUACGAUUAAUAAAUGUUUUUAAUUACUUCAUUCCAAAUAUUUAAUCCACGUCGUUUAGACCAUCUCCAAUGAAACAUUAUUUUUUUUUUUAUAUUUUACACUAAAAUAAAGUAACUUUAUUAUAGAGUUAGAUAAUAUAGAGUAAAAAACAACAUUCCUCUAUAUUUCACUCUAUUAUAGUGUAAUUCUAUUAUAUAGUGAACCAUUAGAGCAAAUUCAAUUCUAUUUAAUAUAAAAUAAAAAGAAAAAAAUAGUGUUCUAUUGGAGAUGCCCUUACAAAAAGAUAUUAAGAGAUGAGAUGAGGGAGAAACGAAAUCUACGAAACAACACCACACACACUAACACAAACUAUAAUAAUAAAACAAUUCUCAAGUCAUUAAUCUUGUGAAAUCUCACUUGUUUGUUCUAAAGUUUAGCAGAACUAUUCCUCUUUUCUUUUGAUAAUUAAACCCUAUGGCUGAUCCCGUAACGCACUUAGUGCUACAUAGUGGACUAGCUACCACACUGUCUGAUCCAAGUUUGGAAUACAUUCCGGUUAAUGCCAAGAGGUGAAUAGAUCAUCUAUUACGAUCCACCGUGUAAACCACUUGGACCGAAGCUCAAACCCAAACUGGCUAAAUGAUGAUAAUUUAGUUUCCAAAGAAAAUCGAACCCAUGUGAAUGCACACCAAAUCCCAAGAGAUUGCCAUUAGGCUACCACCACUUUGGCUACAAUUUCCUAUUUAAGAGAGAAGUUCAGAUACUUCAGAUUUUCUCUAACCAGUGACUUUUGUUUAACGCGAGGAAUAUAUUCAUAUCGAUUCAAUCAUUAAGUUUCGAUUUACUUUGAGAACCAAAAUGACAAAGAUCACGAUCAAUCUUUAGUUCUGUAAAUAAAAGUGAAUUGUUGGCCCAAAAGACCUAAUCCAAGAAUUGUCUCGUGGAUUAGUAAAAAUAAGUUUGAAAUACUUGAGUCAAUAACUCAAAAGUCGUACCUGCUUAAUUUGUCUUACUCAUUUACAUAUGUCGGCACUAUAUCAUGAUCAACCAUACGAUAUUUACGUUUUUUUAAUCGUGAAAUAGAAAGGAUCAGUUCAAAUUUUCACUGUUAUGAAAAUCAGUAAUCGUUUACAUCUUAAUUUCCAUUGCACGAAUCUGGUUUUAGACGUAUCAUGUAUGAGAGUGUCUAAGAGUUUAAAUUUAACUGAUUAUAUAAUUUACACUGACAUCACUUGACUCCGUCAAGAUAUUUGUACUUGUCGAGAAGACCGAUUCUUCAAUAGCGUGUUGAAAAAGAUAUUUUAGUUAAAAUUUUGUUUGUGGUUUUCUCCACUUUUUCUUGCAACCACUUGUUUUUUUUGUAAACUGGAAUAUACAAAGAAUGAAAUGUUCUUUGUAUUUUUAUUGUCAUUAAUCUUUCCGUCUCAGGUCAAGUCAGCCAUUUGCUUUUUCAUCUAGAAGAUUAUGAUGGUUCAAAACACAAUCCAAAAUAUAGAUAAGCCGCUAAUAAAUAAAUUAAUAAGCAAAUUCAUUCACCUAGUUCUCGGGAAGGUGAAUUCCUAUUUGGAUUAUGUAUUCUUUUUGGUGAAUGAAUUUUGUUUAUUGAAUCAAACGAAAGAGAUUAGCGGAGGAUAUAUAUGAUGGACUAUAACACAACCAUUAAUAAAAAAGUAUCUGCUACCACACAUAGAUGCUGAGAUAACAUACAUGCGGGAAUAACAAGGCCAUUUGUUGUCACUUUUUAAUCCUUCAUUAUCUCUUUGUUUACGUAAUAUAUUUUCUUCACUUUCUUCCUAGAAAUACUUAUUAACAUUUAUUAUACCAUUACUUUGAUAAAGUUUUCCUUGUUUGAAAUAAUCUUAAAGUACCCAUAAUCUUAAAUUUUUUUACAUUUGUUUGAAUAUUAGGAGACCGAUUCUUCUGAUACUUUUUUCCUCACCUGCACACUAUAUGUAUACGUACAAACAGAAAUCCACUUGUCAUCAUUCUUUGUUAAGUUUCCUGAUAUAUAUACAUAUUGAUAGGCACUACGAAAUAUAGGUACCUAGACAGCAACAAACCCCAUUGAGAAGAAGAGAAAAAAAAAAAUAUUUUUUUUUUAAAGAUGGGAAGAGCACCGUGCUGUGAUAAAACGGUGGUGAAGAAAGGGCCAUGGUCGCCGGAGGAAGACGCCAUGCUUAAAUCCUACAUUGAAAAACACGGCACCGGCAACAAUUGGAUUGCCCUCCCUCACAAAAUCGGGAUCAAGAGAUGUGGGAAGAGUUGUCGUUUGAGAUGGCUUAAUUACUUGAGGCCUAACUUAAAGCAUGGAGGCUUCACUGAUGAAGAAGAUUACAUCAUUUGCAGCCUAUACAUUACAAUUGGAAGCAGGUGGUCUAUCAUUGCCUCACAAUUACCAGGAAGAACAGACAACGAUAUCAAAAACUAUUGGAACACAAGGCUUAAAAAGAAGCUAUUAAGCAAGCAAGGGAAGGCAAUUCAUCAACAACUUAGUCUCAGACUCGAGCCGGAAACAACAUCGAAAAGAUCAUCAUUUGGUCAAAACCAGAUCCUAAUGUUUCAUGAUGAGAACGCGAAACCGCCGUUGAACCAAACCAUACACAGCAAAAUGGUGGAUCCAUCAAUAACAUCCUUCGCCAUGGAAGAAAAAAGAAUGGUUCCGGUAUUGGAAUCAUAUUCUUGGGAACAAAACAAGGUUUGGCUUGAUAUUGAUCAUGAUGCAGCUUCGUCUUCUUAUCAUCAUCACGCAUCCCCACACUUUAACUCCAUGACUAGUAGUAGUAGUAGCAUUGGUACUAAUUCACCUCUACAAAUGUCUCACUACACCAUAAAUGACAAUAAUCAGGGUGAUCAAGAGAUGUUCUUCAUGGCCGGGUUUGAGAAUCUUCAAGACGAGCUAUUCGAUGAGAUAAUCAAUAACAUCACGACAGAAUUCGAGUUUCGUGGAACGGAGACGCUGAACAAUAACUGCUUGGGUCAUGAAAUCAACUCCUUCGUUGAUUGUCCUCUAAAAGAUAAUUAGUAGAUGAUUGAUUAAUGAUUAAUUAGAUACUGAAUAUUAUAUAUCUUAUUUGUUUACGUGUUAUCUUUUAAGAUGUUGAAGGUAUGGAACAAUAAAACCCUAGUGUGUGUAACACAUUUUUUGUUUGCCUUUUUGCAGUUUGAAUAAAUGAAAUAAUUUUAUUCUAUUGUUGUCACUGUUUAUUUAUUAAUGCGAAAAGCUACUUUUGUGCUCUCGUGAGUCGUGAAAAAAAAAUUCAGGUAGAUGCUGAAAUAAUGGGAAUCCUAGAACUUGAUAUUUCUACAGUUCACACAAAUGAUAUGUUUGUAUGCUUCUUUUAUUUUGGGCUUUCUCUGAUUUAUGCCGGUUUUGUAUCCGUCAGUAUAUCUUUUAGUGUUCACUUAAUAAAAUCUGGCGUAUGUAGUUAUUGAGCAGGUAGGAGGGAACCAUUCAUCAACACCAUAAAGAUCAAAAAGCUGUUGACCAUAAAAUAAACUAGGGAGACUUUGAUAAAUCUGUUUCUGACUCAGUAGUGAGUAUCCCCAAAAGUCAAGACAUUGUUAUCAACUUUAUUUGGAUUUCGUUGGAUACUUCUAAAGAUGAAUGUAUAAAUUUUAAGCAUUUCAUAUGAACACUAACAUAGGUCGUCAUAUUGUAAUUAAAGUCAAAAUCAUUAUCAUUUUGAAUUAUUUGUUAAAUGUUUCUUUUGUAAGUCAUUAUCACUUUACAUUAUUUGUUAAAUUUUGAUUAAGGAAAUAAGAGAUAAUAUUUUGUUAUAAAAGUACAAAUAAAUUCCCACGAAGUAUACAUGUAAUAUAGGUGCAUGAUGAGUGAUUGUGUGAACAGCGGUGAUGCAAUGUUUGAAAUGGACAUAUACCAAACAAAUCAACUACAAUUUUGCCACCAAUUUUCUUGUCACAUUAAAAGACAAAAAUAUCACAUGUUCCUGGUUUAAGGUUCAACUUGUGGAUCGACUCGGUACAGGGUAAAGGAAAUUAUGCAUCCCAUAAUUUUUAAUCGGUACUUAGGGUUUGAAUUGAUGAGGUUGUAGCUUUAGUUUUCAUUUUAGAAUUUAGGUUGUAAGUUUUGACUUAAAAGCUUAUAUUUUGUUAUUAUCUUUAAAAAAAUAAAUUGGCUGUAUUUUUUUAUAAUGGUAAAAAGGUAAUGAUUGGCUCAUAAUAAAAAUGUAAAAGAAAAAAAAAGUGGUUGCCCACAGUUUCUAUACUUAUCAAUAAAAGCUUAUAAUGGGUCAAGCCCAAAACCAAAAGUAUAUCAGUUUAGAUUCCCAUUUUUUGUGUUUCUAUGUUCUGGACAAGACUUCUAAUGCAUGGGCUUCUGGGCCGUAAUUUCAUUUUACGUUAAUAUGAUAUUACGAAACCCUACUUUAAUCCAAAGAAAAUAUAUGAUUCUAACACCCCAAAAAGUAUAAAAUUUAUUCUAAACAAGUAAGAAAAGUCGACCCAAAACACAAACAACAAACCUAAUCCAACCCAAACCCACAAGAAAUCUCGACCCAACUGACUAAUCAUAUUAUGUAUUUGGGUUUGCAUUUUUCAUUUGCGUACUUGUUGGGUGUGUUCUUUAGGUUAUAGAGAAAUUUUAUUUUUUUCUCACUAUCUUUAGGUUAUAGAGUCAAUUUUUAUUAUUUCUAAUUACAUUUAUUUUUUUUACUAACUGAGCCACUAAAGGGACUAGGUUUACCUUACCCGGCUAUAACCAUUGAACUUGUCUGUAUCAGGCCGUCUAUCUCACUCUUCAAUUCAUAGCUUUAAAAACCCUGCUAGAAAGUUAAUCACACCAGGCCGACUUGCUUCGCUAGAAAAAAAUUCCACUAGUAUGUACUGCUGAGAGUGAACUAUGUUACUCGGAACAAUAUCUGAAAGGAAGCAAAUUCUUCCAUGUUACGGCACAUACUAAGACAUAUUCUAAAAAUGACAGGCGGACUACCAGCAAUACGAGCCGUUCACUAUGCUCAAAACUACACCGAAACUACGUUAAUUAAUUUAAUUGAAAUGUAGUUUGCAACCAUAGUGCUAUUGCAUACACAUUUUUUUAUUAUUUUUGAUAAAAGACUUGUUGUCACAAAUGGCAGUAUAUCAAAUGUUUUAUAAGUGAAAUUGAAAAAAGGAAAAUACGUGAACUUUCUAUAUAAUUAAUUAUUCAUGACUAACAAAAAGAAAGAAAUAAUUUGUUUACUUCUUCUUUUAUUUAUUGAACAUUAGAAUCUCUUUACUUGAUAAAACGAUUAUAAAGGUAAACUUUUGUGUUGGAGAAAGCUUCUGCAGAGACAAGAAUAGCUUUCGGCCUUUUGUCUUUGAAUUAUAUACAACUUUGAAAGUUGAAAAAAAUCCAACUUCGACUCCUCAUUCCAUGGCGACAUUUUGUGGAUGAGAGUCAGAGCGAGACCUUUUCUUAUUGAAUGAUUUCGAGUUUUUUCUUGCAACUUAAUGAUUUCGAGUUGAACUUUGAAUAAUAGAUGCAAGAUUAAUUUGAUUUGGCACAUACAACGUAGUGAAAAAAAACUUAGAUACAUAUCACGGCGUUACUAACAUAAAUCGAAUUUCAAACUUAACUUUAUUAUUUCAUCGAAUACAAAAUUACUUAUAAUACUGAAAUAAUAGAGAAGAGCUUAAAGCUCUUUGAAAAACGUAACGUCAUGUCCUCAAAGUUUCAAACAUCAAGACAUAUACUAUUCCACGAAGAAAGCAAUGCCAUUAGUCUCCAACACAAAAAUGUGACUAUGGAUCUUUGUCUGCCUAGUGUUCUUUACUACAAAGAGGUGUUUAGCUUUCGGUUGUAGUUGUAGGUAUAAGAUUCAACCUAAAAAACCUUAGUAAGAAUACGAGUGAACGAAAAGCAGAUGAUGUCUUCAUUUAUAUCUACUUUUUGAAUGUGAAAGUUACUGAUAUAUUUUUACUAUUAUUACUUUCCAGUCGUAUAUCUAUGAUGAUUGUAUUUUAUAGGGCCCUAUUUUAUAAUACUAACAUGGUAAAAGAGCUGUAGCAAAUAUAUGCCGGUUAUAAAAGCCCUUUCUCAAUAUAUAUAUAUAUGCUGCAAUAGACUGACAUACAUAACAACUAAAGCAUAUUAUAAAAAUUCAAUUGCAACCAUUACGAAUAAAAAACCAUGGUCAUACUGCAAAAAAACCAUUACGAAUAAAUAUUAAUAUAUAACCAAACAAAAAAUAUUAAUAGUUCGGACAUGGAAGCAACGGAGGCCCGUGCACCAUGGUCAUGUGGCCCCGGAUGCGUCGGUCUACGCAAACAUAACAUAUCGACCAAUGACAAAUAUACAAAUACAAGGUUGGUCGAAAAUGGUAGAAUAUAUUUGCGAAGUAACCAAUCAGAAAACGUUAGCAGAUGUUCUCUGUUUUCUUUUGCCAUGUGAAUCCCACAUGACACAUUGACAUUUGACAACUAUCCCAAAGACAUCCAUUUCGCAUCUGUGCAUUUAUUUACCGGUUACUCCAUCACGAUUAUAUAAAUCUACUAAAGUAAUUAAUAUUUAGUAUAAAUUAUUUUUCAUACAAUGUAUAAUAAAUGUGUGUUUGGAGAUACGAGAUUAAGAAACUGUGAUAACAGUGUUUUUAGGUUUUUCAUAUACUCUCAUAUUUAAUGAAUAUAAAUUUUGGAGUGUUACUGUUCUUGAAAAGAGUUUGUGGUCGUUAUUCUGAUAGAAUAAUCUUGAAGGAUUAGUAAUUUUAAAAUACCGGAUGAUAUACAAAUGUUUAACCAAUAUUUGGGUUUCGACGGACGUUCCAGAACAAUCAUGUACUGUAACAAGAUCAAUAUAUCUUUUAAAUUCCCAUGUUGAUUACAUAUUAUAAUCCAUGAAUCCUUUUAGUUUUUUUUUACUCAAUACGUAUCAAUAUAUUUUUAAGUGAAAUUAGCAAACUACCUAUGAUGUGAUAAGUUUUGUGUCUAUCAACAAAAACACCAUGAUGUAGAAUUUAAGAUAUUAACUUAAUUAAAAAAAAUUGUGUAUAUUUGAUGCAAUUUCACUAUUUUUUCCCACUUUAGCUUAUGAAUAGAUUGUAGUAGUUGAGAUUGGUCUUAUUCUGCUACCAAACAUUUAAUGUACUCGCACCAUUUACUCACUUAUAAAUUAAUCAGAUUAUCAGCUAAUGAAUUAGUAAUUAAUUUUAAUUAUAUAGUGGCAAAAUUGUAUAGAUUGUCAGGUCUGCGAAUGUACACAUGGCUGUGAGUAUAUAAAAGGGAAAAUUAGAUAAAUAGGACACUUUGAACUUAGAUUUGUCACAUUAGGAUUUCUAGAAGAUAUUUUAGGAAAAUAGGAUUUUAGAUCUUGUAAAAUACCAAAAUACCCUUAAUUUACUAAUUAUGUUGAAUUUAAAUUAUAAUUUAUAAUAAUUUUCGUAAUAGAUUUUAAUGUUAAAAUUAAAAUCUAUAAAAAUUUAAAAAAAAAAAAAAUUAAUGGCAUUAUGAUCCACCGCAUAAUCCUCACACACCAUUAUCUUGAGCUGCUUCAACGUAGUAGUAGUUGCUAAUGUUACCAUUCGACCACGCCUUUCUUUGUCUACCACGAAACUCCAGUCAUCACCGCGACUACACAUCCAUUCACCCGAUUUGACAUAGAUUAGAACCAUGUUGUAUUGAUAGAGAAAAGAGAGAUGAUUAUGUCGAUGAAGAAAAGAGAAACACAAAGAACGACGACAAAAGAUCAUGGGAGAAGGAGAAAAACGUGGGAGAAAAUAUUCUUGGAGAUAUUUAGGGAAGAUUUAGUUUAGAUUUAGGAAACAUCUUUAACCGAUUAUGGAAGUUUCCAUAUUUUUCGGAUUUCCUGUAGAAUGUAUAACCUAUGUAAGUUAGAACACAGUAGAGUAGAUGUGAAACAUAUUCUUUCUUAAGCGCCACAUAAGGUAAAAGACAGACCAUAUCAUGGCUCCAAAUAUAGAUAUGGUAUAUCAACGCAUUGUGGCUAUAUGUCGUUAUCAAGCUCAAGGUAUAAGAAAGACAUCUUUCUUGAUUAUAACGUAACGUAACCUAGCUUUGGUUAGCAUAUAUAAGAAAAGAUAGGUUACGUUGUAUACCAAAGAUAUAUCUAUGUAUAAACAUUAGUAGCCGAUUUCUAGACUAAGUAGAUGACCAGAAUGAGUAUUGUAACUGUAGCUAGAAGAUGAAAUAAAUAUGAUUCAUUUAAAAAAAAAAAUAAUUUAAACAUAUAUAUUGUCAUAUUUAUGUUUCCAAUAGUUUUGAUAUUUUUUAACAUUUUUAAAAUUCAGUUUAUUAUUUUUUCCAUAAAAAAAAGGUAAAAUAUGUCUAGAAUUGCCCAAAAUAUCAGAAAUCCUAUUGUGACAAAUAAAAGUUCAAAGUGUCCCAUUUUUCUAAUUUUCCCAUUAUAAAAUGGGUAUAUCUUUUGACUUUCAAUGUUAUUUUUCGUUGACUGACAAGUCAUUUAAACGAAAUCGAUCACUUCAAAACCAGUUAAAGCGAUUAGAGAAUUUAAUAUUGAAUGCACCAACUUAUGUCUAUUGUCAACUAGAGUAAUAAAGGAAUCCUCCUUGUUAUUCAAAAAAUUAACAAAUGUGAACAUCAUAGUACUAAGAAGUAGAUUUUAAUUAAUUACAUAAUAAUUAAUGAACGGAUUUAUUGCCCGGACUCAAAUUACGGCUUCUCAACCAGAAAUUUCGCCGGCAAAUGUUUAAUACGUGGCACGUUUUAACGUAAAAUUGAAGCAAUUUUUUGACAAUUUUUUCUUUUCAAAUAUUAUCAUUAAGAUGUGAAAAAUAUUAUACAAAAAGCCACACUGCAAUAUCCGGUUUCACGUUCGGACAGAGUGAACUUUCUCUCUAAAACUAUACCAAAAUAUAAAAUUAUGAUAAAAAUACAUAUGACGGACAAUCACAUAUAAAUAGUGACCUAAAAAUCAUAUUUAUUACACUUUGAUUAAAUGAAAAAACCAGACUAUCGUUCCUCGGGCUCUCGAUCCUGAAACGAUAGCC